AACCCCCCUGGCUUUGGAAAGAGGAUAAAGUAAAUCAGCAACAACCAAAAAAAAAAAAAAACUCUUAAAAGUUUUAAAACAUAUGCUCAACAUUCUGGCUACCCAGAGCGUCUAGCUGCCAGUGGUCUUCAAAACAUAAACUUCUUUGCUGCUAUAGAAUAAGUUACCAACAAUCAAAGAGGAUGUGUUGGUGUAAUGGUGAUGUGCUGGUCACGUUGGUGUGGCGUCGAUUCAAUUUCACCUCUCGGUUUCUGGCAAUAAAUCUGCAGGGGCUUCAUGAUGGUGAACGAAAAAGGAGAUGGGAUAAACAACAACACAAGCCUUCCACCGAUUCAGCAGUACCGACCUGCUUUGUCAUGGGAACUGAAGAUCAAGAAACACGUGACCGUCCCCUCCUGUCUGGGCAUGUUCCGACCCGUUAUGGGCCAGUGUUGCCACCAGUGCACCCCGAACAGUCUGGUGAGUCCAUCGUCCACAAGUGGAACAAAGUUGGACACAGAAAACAGGAAGAGCAAAAAGCUUAGCCAAAACUCUUUCCUUGGCUUCCGCAACCUGCUGAGCAUCAACGAGACACAAACCAGAUAUCGAGGCUGGCUGGUGCGCAGGGUAUGCUGCGUUUUGUAUGUGAGUGGGUGCAAGGUUUACGGGAGUCCUGUUAGCGACAGGCAGGAGAGAGUCUGUCAGAGCAACAGGGUGAGGGAGGCGCUUGCAGCGGUUCAUAAAGCACCCGAGGGGGAAGACAGCCAAGGGCAACACAGUCUUCUCUCACCGCUCCUGUCCCUCAUUAACACCUGCAUUUCCCCUGGCCUCAUCAGAUUCAUGUCCUGGGUGAUGCUGAAGAUGUUUGCCUCCGUGUUUGGAAGUAUUCAAGUCAACAAAAAUCAUCUUCCAGCUUUACACAAAGCAACACAAGAGGGCUCUCCCCUGGUAUACGUGUAUCUGCGUCAAAGCGCCUUGGACUGCACUCUCAUCCCUCUCGCACUCCUCUGUCACAGCCUGAGAACACCAUACACUGUUUGUCCUCUCCACAUCAAAAGUUCCUUUCUAAGAUCCAUCUUGGAGAAGGUAGGUGUCAUCCUACUGCCUCCUAAUGCAGCGACCGAACUUGAAGCUGAAAUGGAUCCUCUCUACUCUGCUGUCAUGACAUCUCUGGUACGUGAGCUGCUUCAUGAGGGUCAGGCGUUAAGCGUCGGCGUGUCAGCGGCGUCUGGCCACGGCGGCCAGUGGCUGGCUCGCAUCAGGCAGCUCAUCAAAGAGGAAUCUGUCCCUGAUGUCAGCCUGGUCCCUGUGGGCAUCUCAUACGACUGUGUGGCCAACACCAACAUAAAGGAAGCUGGCUCACAGUCUGUGUUGCAGUGGCUGUUGUCGCUUCUCUGGAAGAAACCAGCAGGAAGUUUGAUGAUCCACCUUUCCCAGCCAUUUUCUCUCAAGGAGAUGUGUGAGUCGGGGCGGUGCAGAGUAGAUGAAUGGCUCCCUCUACAGGACCUGUUGCUGCCUGUUGUCAUCAACAACAGAGCUGACAGUGUGUUUGGGAAGAGACGGAUGUCGUGGCUUCUGCCGACGUUGCAUUCUACUCCUGAACUCGAAGAGAAGAGUCAUUCAGAUAGAGACCUCAGCGUCGCCAUCGUCCUCCACCUCAUCUUCUCGGCCGCUUCCUGCACGGCUGUGAUGUCCACCAGUCUCGUGUCCAGUCUGCUACUCUACAAACACAGCAAGGGCGUGAGUACAUCUGUCCUGUGCCGUGACGUCGCCUGGCUCCUCGAGGAGCUCUUGUUCAGGAACAGAGACGUCGGCUUUGGGGGAACUCUUCCAGAAAUCAUCCACUACUCGCUCGCCCUGCUCGCACCUCACCUCCUCAUUGCUGCGUUGCCGUCACGGAAAGACCCUCUCAUUGUCCCUCGUCCGUCCGCUGCUUCCGUUCUUCACCUCUCUGCUCUGGCCCAGAAGGUGACGCACACCUUCAUAAUGGAAGCUGUGGGAGCGUGCGCGGUGUCGGCCAUGCUGUGCGAGGUGGUCUUCAGCGGCGUCAGCAGCCGAGUGAGGAGCGACGGCGUGGAGGGAGAGGAGGUCAAAGGUGACAUGGAGUUUGAUGUGGUGCUCGGUCAGUCGGAGCUGACUGAGAAAGCCUUGCAGCUUUGCCAUCUCCUGCCUCCGGGCAUCAUGCCACCUUGUCAGUCGGCUCAGAGUUUUGCUCUGGAUGCUGUUGACAGCCUGGUCCGCUGUGGCAUCCUGAUCAUGGAGGAAAUUCCCCGCGACAUUCACAUCUGUGAUUUCUGGAAGAGGGAAGGCACUCUGACAUGGACCGCCACCGACGACCCGUAUCACAGCGACUCUGACUGCGAGGACCAGGACUUGCGCUCAUACAAGAUAAGUCAGCCGAAGCAGUGCCCAGAAAUGCUCUUCUUCCUCUGCAGAAUGCUAGCUGGACAUUUGAGGGCGCUGUGCUGGACCACCAGCGCUCUGGACGUGAUGGACUCUCCUCUGCCUGAAGCCGAAUUUCUGUCUCAGAUACACUCCCAUCUCUGUGAAACAGCAAAUCAGAAGAAACGGCACUACGAAAGCUGCUCAGAGGAGGCAGCACACACUGCAGUUAGAACACUAAUAGACCUCGGGGUCCUUCUGCAGACGCGUCAGACGGGAGCCGUCUUCCUCGGUGUUAGUCCUUUGUUCCAGUUGUCAGAGAACCGGGAGAAGCUGCAGCGCUUCAUCUCACAGUACCUCUACAAUUAAUGUUAAGAGCGCAGAAUGACUCAAGGCCUCGUCUCCGCUUUGUUCUGCUGAAAAAAAUCUGACCUCGUUCUGUGUAGUUGUCAGAAAAGGCCUUUGUUCUGUUAACCAAAAUAGUCACUCUGAGUUAGAAGCAGCUGUCUUUGUUUUAAUUGCAUUUUAUAAUUUUACUUUUAAGCCAUUUCUCAGCUGCGGGAGAGCAUUACGAAGAACCUGUCAUCAGCUGUUCCUUACAUGUAAAAUGUUUUAAAUAAAGACUUUCUUGGUUCAUCUUAAAUUCAA
Molecule: messenger RNA, 3009 nt
Organism: Poecilia reticulata (guppy)
Lineage: Eukaryota; Metazoa; Chordata; Actinopteri; Cyprinodontiformes; Poeciliidae
Source: RefSeq, a predicted model, not a curated record